Molecule: messenger RNA, 1357 nt
Organism: Physcomitrium patens
Lineage: Eukaryota; Viridiplantae; Streptophyta; Bryopsida; Funariales; Funariaceae
Source: RefSeq, a predicted model, not a curated record
GGGAUUUACUUGCUUGAGUCUUCGCUUGCCCCUUCGGCUUGGGCUGCCCAGUUCGAGGUGACCCUUCCAGAAACCUUAUUAUAAUAUAUGGUGUGAGAUUCAGUUUAAAAAUACACGAGCGGCGAUUAUGUUUCUUCUGUCAUUACAAAAGUCUUCGGAUCUUGUUUGAGCUUGUAUUCGAGUGAAGCAGUUCUGAGUGUUUUGCACUGUUCCUCGAGCUCACGCCGCAACUAGCUCAAGACAAAAGUCCGUUGCCUCAUUCUCCCCCUGCACAUCCACUACAGGUGUAACUGAAUCGAGGUCAAGUCAUUUGAGCUUCUCACCGACUGCUUAAAACCUUGAGAGAAUGGCGUUGUUGCAACGGUGCCUGCCACAGUAUUCAUCACCGAUUCUCCUUACUUCCAAAUCCAUCGUCAAAAGCUCUCCUUCUCAAUGUCGACCUUCCUUGAACUGCCGGGCUAGUGCAGGCAGAAAUGAACAUCUUCGGGCGUCUCAUGAUGAAGAAUUCACAUCGAAACCUCCCAGAGUGUUCAAGGAUGAGUCUAAUGGAAUUGUGUGCUACGUUAACGAAGAUGGAGAGAUCACAUGCGAGGGCUGGGACGAGGGCCCCCACUUCAUUCCUGAGCCAGAGAAGGGCUACACCAUGAGAAAGAGGAUAACUGCACGUCCUCCCACAGCCAGAGGAGAAGGUGAAACAAUAGGCUUCAAGGCAUCAGGUGCAAAGAUGGAGGAGUCCAUUCGUGAAGGCACCGCGGAAGCCAGUUUCAACUCCUCCGAGCUUUAAACCCUGUUAAUCUGCUCCAGGUUGUACAAUCAUGUUUUGAUUUUUUGGGUAUUUUUUUUUGUUUUUUUCUGUAAGUUUCUACUGAAAACUCUCUCUCAGUCACAACUCACAUAGUCAGGAGUGACUCCUGGACGAAGUUCUUUGUCACCAACUUCCGUGAUCAGGCUGUCAUCCGGACUAAUUUAGAAUUCAGAAACUUCAGCAAUUGAGUGUUCAUUGGGGAAAGAACCCUCACAAGUCAAGUUUAGAAAAUACCAGGGCAAGGAAAAUAGGAAUAUCUUCAGCAACUUGGAUGUGUGAUGGUACAGAUGAGAGAACUUCAACCGGAUUCUACAUCAGGAUUCUGUGCAUCUCCAAAUUCCACGCAGCAUUUUAUCUGUGAGAUGGAAGCUGUGUUGUUCUUAAAUACGCAUACAAUACUGAGCCGGGCGAAGCACAAUAAGUCAGUGUUAUUCGGAUUGUUGUUCCAUUAAAAACUCUUGUUUAGCCCUUGCUGGUUAGUAAAUACAGAGGUCUUUACUCCAUGGAAUUUGUGUCGUGAAUGAUCAACUGCAAAACCGUUUUGUGGGCGAA